CGUAACGCUGUAUUUUUAAUGAAUAGAUUUUAAUGCAUCUUCAAUUACACGAAAGAAUAAUUUAGUUGGGAACUGUAUUAGGUUUUACUGUGAUUAAACUUCUAUUUUCUAAGGGAAGGCACAGGCAGUGUUAGGAAUUUUGCGACAGGUAGGAUUAAUUUGUGACAAAUCAUGGAUAUUGUGUAAAAAAAUCGAUCUUUUCUUUCUGGUUCAGGUGAACAAUUUAAACAAGACGUGAAUUUGAUUAUUACGACUGUCAAUGUAUGCCUAUGACGGUGAUAUAAUGCAUCUUAAUGAAAAUAAAAUUAAUAGUUUCGUCAUAAAUAUUGUAUUGUUUGGUGAGUGAAAAGAAUUGUACUGACAUUAUGACUGAUUUAUAAAGAUGAUUAUAUUAUGCUGUUUAACGAAUAAAUCCUGUAUAUGGCUUCCAGAUUUAAACAAAUAAGUUACAACUACACUUUCAGUUACCAUUAUAACAGAGCUAUGCCUAACGAAGCUGUUUUUAAUGAACAGAUUAAAAUAUAAUUUUAUAUUUGUAACAAAAAAUCAGUGCAACGUAAACUCAAAACUCUAAACGCCCGCCACUAAUGCGUAUUGAUUGGCUGAGGUGCCUCACGUGGUUGAUCGUUUCGGCUUCUUUUAUGGUGGAGUAGCUUCCAUGGGAUGUCCUGCUCAUCUAUCGGCCGGAGGCUGGUAGCAUGCCUCCUAAACAUCUCAGAGGCACGGAGACGAGACCUGGUGGAGACGGUGGCCAGGUCAGCCAUUACUGACACACACGGAAGAAAGCGCGAGGGCGUCACAGUGCUGAACAUCUUCAAUGAUUUUGACUACAACCGCUCUGUCAUCACUAUUGUUGCAAGUAUUGAUCUAAUAAGAGAGGCUGUAUUGUCAGUUUGUGAACAUGCAUGCUCUGUCAUUGACAUGAAUGCUCAUGAAGGCGUCCACCCGUGUAUGGGUGCUGUGGAUUUGGUGCCUCUUUAUCCGCUGGGGAAAGAGGUUGGCGUAGAGGACUGUGGACAAGAGGCCAAGGCACUAGCCAUAGCUUUGACAGAACGAGUGGCAGGUACCAGUGCCUUUAUGUUUGGCUGGGGAGAUGCUCCUCAGCAUCGAUGUCUGGCCCAGAGGAGAAAAGAGAUUGGCUGGUUCAAAAAGGUCCAGGAUAUUUCAACUAUCCAACCAGAUGUAGGUCAACAGCCCACCAGAAGAUAUGGAAUUACAGGGGUUGGUGCCAGCCCAUAUGUUAUGAAUUGCAACGUGACUAUAGAUACUCAGGAUCUGUCCUUGGGGCGUUUUGUGGCUUCAGCAAUCCGUGAAUCCAAUCCAAAUGGUAUCCCUGGGGUGCAAGUUGUAGCUUUGCCACAUGAAGGUGCUGUGGAGAUUGCUUGCAACGUGCAGAGUGUUAAGGAUAGUUUUACAUCCUUAUCUUGUGGAGAAGAGCCAUGGCCAGGCUUCACUAUUAAAGGGCAACGUUUUUACCAUGCUCCAGCCUCGCUAAUCACAGCUCGAGUGGCAGAGCUGGCUGCGUACUAUGGUGUGGCGAUCAAGGGUACAGCCCUUGUGGGCUUUACCCCAUGUGAGUGCUGGUCCUUGGCAGUGGAUGCACUCUCAAAGGGCAUUGGAGAGUACUGGAAAGAACUGCACCAUGUGCAUAUGUAAUAAUAAAGCCAUAAACACAAAUUAUUGGAUAUACCCUGAUAGCAGACAUUUACUUGUUUGUCAUAAAUUAUGACAUUAUCAAACAUUUGGACACAUUUGAACCGACUUAAAAGGUUAAAUAAAAGUGACUGGAUAAUCCUUUCUAGAAGUGUAGAGCAUAUCAAGUCAGGGUGAUCAUCACAUAUAUUUAAUCACACAGACGUCUUUUGUGUGUUAUAUGAAAGUGUUGCAUUUAUCUGCAUCAACUUUGACCAUGGCUAAAAAAAAACAAUAUCAAGCCUCUCAUUUUAAGAGAGAGAAGUGGCACUGGAGAUGUAUAUAAAGACAGCUAGGAUAAACUCAAACUGAUAUUACUGGUGCAGGGCAUAAACUGUGCAGUUGAAGCAGCCAUUCAUAUUGACAGUAAAGCAUAAAAAAAACUUAGAGCUAGCUUGACUGACUGUGCCAAUUACAUAAUGAAAUUAUUAGGCGAAAUACAAAUAAAAUAUUGAGGCCAGUAUAAAGCAUGUUCAAAUUUGUCAAUCCAAGUACACAUUAAUGUCAGAGUUCACAUAAUAAAAUCUAACAAGUCUAAAAAUGAAAACCACAUGCCUUCAGUUAAAUGCCUAUACAUUUGUUGACUUAGAAAUUUAAGUUA
This is a messenger RNA of Paramisgurnus dabryanus, 2293 nucleotides long. RefSeq names its product formiminotransferase cyclodeaminase N-terminal like 1 (gene ftcdnl1). NCBI's taxonomy places the organism in Eukaryota, Metazoa, Chordata, Actinopteri, Cypriniformes, Cobitidae. Gene Ontology annotation, molecular function: transferase activity; folic acid binding. The record is from RefSeq and is a predicted model, not a curated record.